AUGAAGAAAAGUAGUUUAUGUGAUAAUAGUAAAUGUAAUAAAACAACAAUCUUUCAAAAAUAAAUGGCUCCUGUUAAAUGUUCAAAAUGCAAUAGUGGUACUUAUUGUUGUCAAGCAUGUUUAAAAGAAGAUGAGUAACAAUAAAUAUAUUUUAAGAGAUCAUAUAUGCAAUUCAGAUCAUUUAGAUCUUGAUAAUACAACCUAAAUUAAUUCAUCUGUUAAUGAAACACUAUUAUAAAUUCAAUAAAAGAAGAGAACUCUUGAUGAUUAUGAAUUCAUUAAUGGAGAUAAAGGAAUGUUAGGAAGAGGAGCAUUUGGAGAAGUUAGAUUAGCUAUUGAUAUUGAUCUAUAAUAGGAAAUGGCUAUUAAAAUUUUAAAUAAGAAAAAAAUGUUAAGGAAUUGUAAUCUAUAACAAUUAAAAAAUGAAAUUAAAUUAUAAAGAAGUCUAAAUCAUCCAAAUAUAAUUUAAUUAUAUCAUGCAUUUGAAGAUAGAGAAAAUAUAUAUUUUGCCUUAGAAUAUGCUUCAAAUGGUUCACUCUAUAAAUAUUUAAGAAAACUUAAAGUUAUGCCUGAACCUGAAGCAUUUGUGUACUUUUUUUAGACUUGUCUUGCAGUUGAUUAUUUACAUAAAAAAAAUGUAAUUCAUAGAGAUUUAAAACCAGAGAAUAUUUUAUUGGAUGAUUAAGGAAAUGUAAAAUUGUGUGACUUUGGAUGGAGUGCUGAAAGUGUUGAAAUGAGAAGCACAUUUUGUGGAACAUUUGAUUACAUGGCACCUGAAAUGUUACACAAUAAACCACAUGAUUAUAGAGUAGAUAUAUGGGCAUUAGGAAUUUUGCUUUAUGAACUUUUACAUGGAAAUGCACCUUUUACUAAAGCUCAUUUUGCUAAAGAAAAUAUUUAAAAUUUAAAUAUUAAAUUUUCAUAAUCUGUAAGUUCUUAAGCUAAAGAUUUAAUUACUUAAAUAUUAUAACAUGAUCCAAAAAAGAGAAUGAGUAUGAAUUAAAUAUUUGCACAUUAAUGGUUAUAAUCUAAUGCUGAAGAAUUUGGAAUGGAUAUUAGUGAAUAUAUAUAUGUUCCAAAAUCAUAAAGAAUUAAUGAUUCAUCUAUUAAUCAAACAUUUGAAUAAUCUAAAUAAUUAAAUGAAUCUAAAAUAAAAUAAAAUAAUAAUACAAAUACAAGUUAAAUAAAAAAACCAGAUUUCUUAAACACUUCUUAAUAAUAAUAAUCAUAUUAGAAAUAAGAAGUCUAAAAAAUAUAAUAAAAUUCUUAAGAAAAUAAAAAGAUAACUAAUAAUAAUUCAUUUCAUUAAACUAAUAAUUAAUCAUUACAUUAAACUAAUAAUUAAUCACAUAUAUCAAAAAUCUCUGAAAAUUUACAAGAUUCAGUUAGAUCUUCUUCAGAUUGUUCAGAUAUAUAGAGUAGAGCAUCUAAUAUUAGAUAAUCUUUUGCUAAAGAUUUAUCAAUGAAAGGAUUGAGUUAAAAUAAUAAUAGUUUUCAUACUUAAGAAAAUAAACAUUUAUUUACUAAUGAUGCAAACAUUCUAAAUUAAGAGUAAAUUGAAAGAUUACUUAGAUAAUAAUUAAAAUCAGCUGAAACAAAAUCAGAUGAUAUCAAACUAUCAUUAAAUUCAUUCUAAAAUAUAUAAUCAAAUUAAUUGUAAAAUAAAUCUCAAUCAUCUAUAUUAGUUGAUGACAAUAAAAACUUUAGUUAAUAAUUAUAUUCAAAUUAAUCAAAUACUGUAAAAUAGAGACAUGUUUAAUUUUUAUCACCUAAAGAAAGCAUGAAUGAAACAUCUUAAAAAAUUCAAUAAUAAGUUGAAGAAUCUCCAUAUUUUAAUCCUGCUUAAAUUAGGGAAUCAAUAGCUGAUGAUGAAGUUAAAGAAAAAUUUAGUUUUGGUAGUCUUUCAAAUUCUAAACAUGAUUAAAAUUAACAAGAAAUAUAACAACCUGAAGAGUAAUAAGGAUUUAAUAAAAAGGAUAAAAUAUUAAAAGAAACUAGAUUAUCUAAAUUAUCUGUAAUAGAAUCAGAUGAAAGUGAAUGCAAAAGUGAUGGAGAAGAUUAAAGAAAUUAUCAACUUUAAUAAAUUACUUAAGCUGUUCGUUCUUACUCUGCUAAUACAAUUUAACCUAAAGAUACUAAAAAUUCAAGAAAUCCUUAAGAAAUUGAAUUAUAAUCUCAAUUUUUAUACUAAAAUAAUGUACUUUAGGAUACUAAAUCAUAGACCUCUAAAACUUCAAAAAAAUCAAAAUUAUCUAAAUAAUCAAAACAAUCGACUAAUACAAAAGUUAAUUCAGAAUAAAGUAGAGCCUAAUAAUAAUUAAUUAUGUAAAAGAAGAAAUAUUCAUAAAAUAUGGUUGAUUAUAGAAAUUUUAAUAUGAAGGAGAUUUCUAAAGAAGAUAGAAAUAGAUAUUAAGAUUAUAAGGAUUCUACUAAGUAAUUAGAAAUAAGAUCUAGAGAACUUCAAGCUUAUCUUUAUUCUUAAGAUAAUUAAUUUUCUUCAAGAAGAAGCAUUAAAUAAAAUAAUGCAAGUAAAGAAGAAUUGGGUUUUUUUGGAAAAAUUCAAUUAGCAUUUGGUUGUUUAGGACAGAGAUGA
Molecule: messenger RNA, 2593 nt
Organism: Paramecium primaurelia
Lineage: Eukaryota; Ciliophora; Oligohymenophorea; Peniculida; Parameciidae
Source: the annotation of a GenBank genome assembly